Messenger RNA from Protobothrops mucrosquamatus (brown spotted pit viper), 981 nucleotides. It is a transcript of the gene MNX1, whose product is annotated as motor neuron and pancreas homeobox 1. Gene Ontology annotation, cellular component: nucleus. NCBI's taxonomy places the organism in Eukaryota, Metazoa, Chordata, Lepidosauria, Squamata, Viperidae. The annotation marks the transcript as partial. The record is from RefSeq and is a predicted model, not a curated record. Gene Ontology annotation, biological process: endocrine pancreas development; central nervous system development; neuron projection morphogenesis. Gene Ontology annotation, molecular function: sequence-specific double-stranded DNA binding; DNA-binding transcription factor activity, RNA polymerase II-specific. The transcript has 3 exons.
AUGGAGAAGUCCAAGAAUUUCCGUAUCGACGCGCUGCUGGCGGUGGAUUCUCCGAAGCCGGCGGCAGCCUCGACGGCUCAGACGUCUCCGUUGGCCUUGGUCACCUCUCUGUCCGGAGGGCCCGGCAACUCCAGCAGUAGCUCCAGCUCCAGCUGCAGCCCGCCCUCCUCGGCCGAGGGUCACGCGAGCGCAUCAUCCGAGUGCCUGCGGACCGAGAGCCCAUCGCCGCCCCGCAUCCUGGGCGCGCACUGCGGCUUGGUGCCCAAGCCGGGCUUCCUGACCGGUGGCGGCGCCGCUGGUGGUCCCCAUCAGCACCCGCACGCCCACCCCCACGCCGCGCUGGGGCUUCAAGGCAGCGCGGCGUUGCACCCCCAGACGGCCCUUUACGGGCACCCCAUGUACGGGUAUCCGGCGGCGGCGGCCGCCUUGGCCUCGCAGCACACUGCCCUCUCCUAUUCCUACUCCCAGGUGCAGCCUUCGCACCCGGCUGCCGACCCCCUCAAGCUCGGCGCCGGCACCUUCCAGUUGGACCAGUGGCUGCGGGCCUCCACCGCCGGGAUGAUCUUGCCCAAAAUGCCCGACUUUAACUCCCAAGCCCAGUCCAAUCUGCUGGGCAAAUGCCGGCGGCCCCGCACCGCGUUCACCAGCCAGCAGCUGCUGGAGUUGGAGCACCAGUUCAAGCUCAACAAGUACCUGUCCCGGCCGAAGCGCUUCGAGGUGGCUACGUCACUCAUGCUCACCGAGACGCAGGUGAAGAUCUGGUUUCAGAACCGACGCAUGAAAUGGAAACGGAGCAAGAAGGCCAAGGAGCAGGCAGUCCAAGAAGCUGAGAAACAGAAGGGUGGAAAUGCUGAGCAGGACAAGGGGGCAGAGGAGGGGCAGCUACUGUCAGGGGGGGCUGAAAAGAGCAAUGGGGGUCGCCGCCUGCGGGGAGUCAGAGACAAUGAGCCAGAAGAAGAAGAGGAGGAAGAAGAAGAAGAG